CACAGAUUGUAUGUGUGUAUGUGUGAGCGUGUGUAUGUGUGGAGCAGUUACCUCCAUGGUGAGAGUGUCGCUAACCACUGGACUGUGAAACGAGGAGUAAAAAAAAAAAAAACAACAAAAAAAAUAAGGGUGUCCUCCGGAGGAACUCGCUCUAGAGAAGUCGAAUUAGUAGAUUUCUUUUUUGUUUUUGUUUUUUUUAAUUUUCCUCGGUACAGGUUGAAGCGGUGCAGCCGGUCCAGAAGCGAGCAGUAUGCAUUCGGACUGCAGGCUGCUAUGGGCAGAGCGGUAAUGGUGGGCAGGGGACCGACAGGGGCCGGGGUUCUCGUCCUGUCGAUUCUCAUCAUUCUCACCACGGAAAGCUGUCGAGCGCAGAAAGGUGAUGGCUGUGGCCCCAGUGUGCUCGGCCCCAGCAGUGGGACUCUGUCCUCUCUGGGUUACCCGGGGACAUACCCCAACAACACGGUGUGUGAGUGGGAGAUCAGCGUGCCCCGCGGCAACAGGGUCCACUUUCGCUUUGCUGAGCUGGACAUAGAAAACAGCGACUGCCAGGUCAACUACCUCCGCCUCUACAACGGCGUUGGACCCACGAGGAGUGAGAUUGUGAAGUACUGCGGUUUGGGUCUGAAGGUUAAAGAGCUCAUCGAGUCCACUGGCAACCAGGUCACUGUCCAGUUCAUGAGUGGGACCCACCACACUGGACGUGGAUUCUACCUAUCCUACUCCACCACUGAACACGCAGAUCUAAUCACCUGUCUAGACAAAGGGACUGAUUUCCCAGAGGCAGAGUUCAGCAAAUACUGUCCAGCAGGCUGUUUGACAUCUACUGAGGAGAUUUCUGGAACUAUACCAAAUGGAUACAGAGAGUCCUCUCCUCUGUGCGUGGCAGCCGUCCAUGCAGGUGUGGUGUCCAACGCCGUGGGAGGGAGAAUCAGCGUGGUCAGCAGCAAAGGCAUUCCUCAUUAUGAGGGCACACUGGCUAACAAUGUCACUUCCACUGGAGGAACUUUGUCAAACAGCCUCUUUACGUUCAAGACCAAUGGCUGCUACGGGACGCUGGGAUUAGAGUCCGGCGGCGUUGCAGACACUCAGCUCUCUGCUUCGUCUGUGUGGGAGUGGAACAACGUCCACGGUCAGCACAGCGAGUGGGUGCCAUCAGGAGCACGCCUUAAAAAGGCGGGGCUGCCCUGGGCACCCUCUCAGAGUGACCAGCAUCAGUGGCUGCAGGUCGAUCUCAAGAGGGAGAAGAGGAUCACAGGCAUCACCACCACAGGCUCUACCCUGAGAGAGUAUCAGUACUAUGUUUCAGCAUACCGGGUCCAGUACAGUAAUGAUGGCGAGCAGUGGUACAUCUACAGGGAAGCAAAUUCUACACAAGACAAGAUUUUCCAAGGAAAUAUCAACUACCUGCAUGAGGUGAGGAAUAACUUCAUCCCUCCAAUCGAGGCCCGGUUUCUGAGGGUUAAUCCCACGUUAUGGCACCAGAGAAUUGCGCUCAAGUUGGAGCUGCUUGGCUGCCAAAAUCCUGCAGCGAGGCGGAGAACGGUGCCGGGCCCGAGGAUGACACCCCCGCGUCAUACUCCACCUCCUGCGGGUACAAAACGCCCACCUCAUUUUGGCCAAACCACACACACCCCAGACAUAAGAAACACCACUAUGCCUCCCCACAACAGCAAAGGUGUGGCGCUAGCAGCAGUUCUGGUUCCUGUGUUGGUCAUGGUUCUGACUGCUCUCAUUUUGACUGUGGUUUGCGCUCUGCACUGGAAGAACAGGAAAAAGAGCUCAGAGGGAACAUAUGACCUUCCUCACUGGGAUCGCACAGACUGGUGGAAGAGCAUGAAGCAGCUGCUGCCAUCCAAGAUGGUGGAGACUGAGGAGUCAGUUCGGUACAGCAGCAGUGAGGUGGGCCGGCUAACAGGGAGAGGUGCUGUACCACGGCUACAUGCUGAACCUGCAGAAUAUGCUCAGCCACUGGUGAGUGGUGUUACAACAUUAGGUGCACGUUCGACCUUUAAACCAGACGAGGGGCCUGACCCAGGAUACUCAGAUCCAGACCUGUACGACGCCCCCAUCUCACCCGACGUGUAUCACGCCUACGCAGAACCCCUGCCAGCUUCAGGAUCUGAAUAUGCCACACCCAUUGUGGUUGAUAUGGGUUGCCACCCAUCAGGGGGCUCCUCUUUGAGCCAGCCCACCGCUGUGUGUAGUUUCAUGGGCGCCGGGCCCACCUCCCUGCUCACCCGGACAGACAGUGGCCAGUCGGGGAGGUCGGCUUAUGAUACACCGAAGAACGCCACUGGACAGGUCACGCCCAGUGAGGAUCUGACUUAUCAGGUACCUCAGAGCUGCACUCAGAAGCCACCAGGACAGAGCUGAAGAGUCAGGAUGCACAUGGCCUUAAUCUGCCCCUCACUGCUCGGCGCAACCCGAUGGACAAACGCAGAGGGUUGUCAGAGGGAUGAGGAGGUGUGAACCUGCGAGCCCUGGAGCCUGGGCUUGAGUCUUGAAUGAACACUACCUUAGCUUUAGAUUCAUCUGGAGAUGUCUGUAUUGCCUAAUUGUUUCUGCAUGGCCACAAUCUGCUUGUGUAGUGCCAUUACAGUCCUAUCACUGAAACCACAAAGAUGAAUGUGUUUGUGCCAGGUGUGAGAGUCGGAGGGAUGAAAAGGAGAAAGCUGACUACUAUUUGAUAAAGAACUUUGUCCCUGUUCUGUGAUUCUAAGUAGUUCUUUCUGCAUUCUGUGAAACUGUGAUUUCCAUUGUUCCAUUGUUAUUCUGUUACAUACUAAACCAGGUUUAACUGAAAUGUGCCUCUGAAUUUACUUUAAUCAGAUCUAAGGGUUCUCUUACUGAAUUAAUUGCAUGUUGCAUUAAGUACCCCUCAUUAAAGGUCAAAGAAUUCUUACUUUCUAGAGAAACUAGUUCUCAUGGUACGUUUUGUCUUACUUUGUUUAAAAGCAUGACUUGAAAUUGUGAAUAGUUCUAGUAAUUCCAUUAAUGCAAACCUGUUAAAACUCUCAAGUGAUUUACUGAUAUUUAUUUUUUAUUUCACAUCCUGCUGAUAAGGAGAGACUCUCAUUUUAAAAAAAUACCCCACCCCUACCUUCACUUACUAUAAAUCAAGAAAAUUGUGGUUGCACUGUUGUAGACACCUUACUGACAAUGAGUGUCAGAUGUUAACUUGAAGAGGCCAAUCUGGAGAAUCAAUCCAAUAAACUCCCCAAAGAGAAAAUACUUUUUGUAGUAUUGGAGACCAAAUGUUGCCUUUUCUGUGUUUAUUCAAUGUUGAUUCACAACAGAUUUUGACUUUCACAACUGUGCCAAGAUUGCAAAAUUAGCCAAAUAAACAUUAAAGCAGUCUUAAUGUAGGGAAAAAAAAGUUUUUAAAGACCUAGUUAGAGGAUGUUCUAGCAAAAAGGUACAGAGAGAAGAGGUAGAUGGGUAAAUCUGUUACAGCUGAUAAUUCAUAGAGUUUCCUGUGUGUUUGUUUAUUUGUGCAUCAUGGUGAUUGUCUUGUGUCGAAAUGGGUGUUUGAUCUGUCCUUACGCAUUUUGGUGUGACUUGUUCCUUCUUUGUCACUAUGUGCAACAACAUCUGUAUGUGUGGUAAGCUGUUUCUAUAUAUCAGUCCUGUGUGUUUUUGUUUUAUGGGACUGGUGAUGAUGUGGCUUAUUGUUGUAGUAGGAUGUGUUCAGUCAUUGUCUGUAGCACCAGUAGACUGCAUUCCUCUCCUGUCCACCUGUGGUACUGACUCGACCAAAUGCAACGUGGCAGGGGUGAAAAAUGGAACAAGCUGCUUUAGGACUUUACAGAACAGCAACCCCCCCCACCCCAAGGAAGGUGUUGUUCACACAGCUGUGCCACCAUCGUGCUUUGAUUAUGCUCAAUAACCAAGGCAAUCAAUUACAGAGUUGUGGUGCUCCCUGGUCACAGAGGGGUUGUGUUUAUGUGGCUCUCACUGAUUGUAUAUAGAGAAAUAAAGAGUUUUUAAAAGAAAA
Molecule: messenger RNA, 3994 nt
Organism: Lates calcarifer (barramundi perch)
Lineage: Eukaryota; Metazoa; Chordata; Actinopteri; Centropomidae
Gene: dcbld2
Product: discoidin, CUB and LCCL domain containing 2
Exons: 15
Coding region: 19-2373 (784 amino acids)
Source: RefSeq, a predicted model, not a curated record